AUGGAAGGAAUUUUAAAUUUUUCCAGUGAUUUAGACAUCAAUUUGUUAGAUCAGGUGGUAACAACUUUCUAUCAAGGAUCCGGUGUCCAGCAAAAACAAGCUCAGGAGAUCUUGACGAAAUUUCAAGAUAAUCCUGAUGCUUGGCAAAAGGCUGAUCAAAUUCUCCAAUUCUCAACCAAUCCGCAAUCGAAGUUUAUUGCCCUAUCCAUCCUUGAUAAACUAAUUACUAGAAAAUGGAAACUGUUGCCGAAUGAUCAUAGAAUUGGAAUUAGGAACUUCCUUGUCGGUAUGAUUAUUUCCAUGUGCCAAGACGAUGAAGUUUUCAAAACACAAAAAAACCUGAUCAAUAAAUCAGAUCUAACCUUAGUUCAAAUCUUAAAACAAGAAUGGCCUCAAAAUUGGCCCGAAUUUAUUCCUGAACUAAUUGGAAGCUCGAGCUCCUCUGUCAAUGUUUGCGAAAACAACAUGAUUGUCUUGAAGUUGUUAUCCGAAGAAGUCUUUGAUUUUUCUGCGGAACAAAUGACUCAAGCUAAAGCUUUACAUUUAAAAAACUCAAUGUCCAAAGAGUUCGAACAGAUUUUCAAAUUAUGUUUCCAAGUCUUAGAACAAGGUUCUUCAACCUCUUUAAUAGUGGCUACUUUGGAAUCCUUACUGAGAUAUUUGCAUUGGAUUCCCUACCGUUAUAUUUACGAAACAAAUAUUUUGGAACUAUUAAGUACCAAAUUCAUGACAUCCCCUGAUACAAGAGCAAUCACAUUGAAAUGUUUGACGGAAGUUUCAAAUCUAAAGAUUCCACAGGAUAAUGAUUUGAUAAAGAAACAAACUGUACUUUUCUUUCAAAACACUCUACAACAAAUCGCCACAAAUGUCAUGCCUGUUACGGCUGAUCUGAAGGCAACUUAUGCGACUGCUAAUGGUAAUGAUCAAUCUUUCCUUCAGGAUUUGGCAAUGUUUUUAACUACCUACUUGGCUCGUAAUAGAGUGUUAUUGGAGAGUGAUGAAUCCCUAAGAGAGUUAUUAUUGAACGCACAUCAAUACUUGAUUCAAUUAUCCAAAAUUGAAGAAAGGGAGUUAUUUAAGACGACUCUGGAUUAUUGGCAUAAUUUGGUAGCGGAUCUAUUUUAUGAAGUUCAGCGUUUGCCCGCUACUGAAAUGAGUCCAUUGAUACAAUUAUCAGUCGGCUCACAAGCCAUAUCGACUGGAUCUGGCGCUCUAAACCCAGAAUAUAUGAAGAGAUUUCCCUUGAAAAAACACAUCUACGAAGAAAUUUGCUCGCAAUUGAGAUUAGUCAUUAUUGAAAAUAUGGUAAGACCGGAGGAAGUUCUUGUUGUUGAAAAUGAUGAAGGGGAAAUUGUUAGAGAAUUUGUCAAGGAGUCGGAUACUAUCCAACUAUACAAGUCGGAAAGAGAAGUUCUUGUAUAUUUGACCCACUUAAAUGUUAUUGAUACUGAAGAAAUCAUGAUCAGUAAAUUGGCAAGACAAAUUGAUGGGUCAGAAUGGUCAUGGCACAAUAUUAACACAUUAUCUUGGGCUAUUGGUUCUAUAUCCGGUACGAUGAGCGAAGAUACCGAAAAAAGAUUCGUGGUCACUGUUAUCAAAGAUUUGCUAGAUUUAACGGUAAAGAAAAGGGGAAAAGAUAACAAAGCCGUUGUUGCAUCGGAUAUUAUGUACGUAGUGGGCCAAUAUCCUAGAUUUUUGAAGGCUCAUUGGAAUUUUUUAAGAACAGUCAUAUUGAAACUUUUUGAGUUCAUGCAUGAAACUCAUGAAGGUGUUCAGGAUAUGGCAUGUGACACAUUCAUCAAGAUUGUUCAAAAAUGUAAGUACCAUUUCGUUAUUCAACAACCUCGUGAAUCUGAACCAUUCAUUCAAACGAUAAUCAGAGACAUUCAAAAGACAACUGCUGACCUGCAGCCGCAACAGGUUCAUACUUUUUACAAAGCUUGUGGUAUCAUCAUUUCCGAAGAGAGGAGUGUAGCGGAAAGAAAUAGGUUAUUAAGUGAUUUAAUGCAACUGCCAAAUAUGGCUUGGGAUACUAUAGUGGAACAAUCUACGGCAAACCCAUCAUUGCUACUAGAUUCUGAAACCGUCAAAAUCAUCGCAAAUAUUAUAAAAACGAAUGUCGCUGUCUGCACUUCAAUGGGCGCCGAUUUCUACCCACAAUUAGGUCACAUUUAUUACAACAUGCUUCAAUUAUACAGAGCUGUUUCCUCAAUGAUUUCUGCUCAAGUGGCCACAGAUGGUUUGAUUGCCACAAAGACUCCAAAGGUCCGUGGUUUAAGAACCAUUAAGAAAGAAAUCCUGAAGCUCGUUGAAACUUAUAUAUCUAAAGCCAGAAAUUUGGAUGAUGUUGUUAAAGUGUUAGUGGAACCCUUAUUGAAUGCUGUUUUGGAAGAUUAUAUGAAUAAUGUUCCAGAUGCAAGAGAUGCUGAAGUGCUUAACUGUAUGACCACCGUGGUAGAAAAGGUGGGCCAUAUGAUCCCACAAGGUGUCAUUUUAAUUUUACAAAGUGUGUUUGAAUGUACCUUGGAUAUGAUUAACAAGGAUUUCACAGAAUAUCCAGAGCAUCGAGUAGAGUUUUACAAAUUAUUAAAGGUCAUUAAUGAAAAAUCCUUCGCUGCAUUUUUGGAAUUACCUCCUGCUGCGUUCAAAUUAUUUGUUGAUGCUAUUUGCUGGGCGUUCAAACACAACAAUAGGGAUGUUGAAGUUAGUGGUUUACAGAUUGCAUUGGAUCUAGUGAAAAACAUAGAAAGAAUGGGCAACGUCCCAUUUGCUAAUGAAUUCUACAAAAAUUAUUUCUUUGUUUUCGUCAGCGAAACAUUUUUUGUCUUAACCGAUUCCGAUCACAAGUCCGGGUUUUCUAAGCAAGCUCUUUUAUUAAUGAAGUUAAUCUCGUUUGUUUAUGAUAAUAAGAUCCCGGUACCAUUAUAUCAAGAAACUGAGGUGCCACAAGGAACUUCAAAUCAAGUUUAUCUGAACCAAUAUUUGGCUAACAUGCUAAGUAACGCAUUCCCUCACUUGACAUCUCAACAAAUUGCAAGUUUCUUAUCCGCAUUAACAAAACAAUAUAAAGACCUAGUAGUCUUCAAGGGUACCUUGAGAGACUUUUUGGUACAAAUCAAAGAAGUCGGAGGUGACCCAACUGAUUAUUUGUUUGCCGAAGAUAAAGAAAAUGCUCUAAUGGAACAAAAUAAAAUAGAAAGAGAAAAAGCUGCUAAGAUUGGUGGAUUACUAAAACCUUCCGAACUUGAUGACUAG
Molecule: messenger RNA, 3255 nt
Organism: Saccharomyces kudriavzevii IFO 1802
Lineage: Eukaryota; Fungi; Ascomycota; Saccharomycetes; Saccharomycetales; Saccharomycetaceae
Gene: CRM1
Product: exportin CRM1
Exons: 1
Coding region: 1-3255 (1084 amino acids)
Biological process (GO): ribosomal large subunit export from nucleus; protein export from nucleus; ribosomal small subunit export from nucleus
Cellular component (GO): cytoplasm; nucleus
Molecular function (GO): small GTPase binding; nuclear export signal receptor activity
Source: RefSeq, a predicted model, not a curated record